CCUCUUCCCCCCCGCCCCCUUCUCCCUUCUCCAGCAGCCUGAGCCCGGCCCGCUAGCCGGGCUGGCAGGAGGGCGGCGGCGGCACCACCAUGAGCUCUGAGGGCGGCCACAGCGGCAGUCGGCGCCGCGGGGCGGAGAGCAGGGACGCCGAGCCUCCCCCGCCGCCGCCGCCGCCGCCGCCGCCGCCGCCGGGAGAGCCAGCCUCGGUCCCCGCGCCUCCGCGCUACCUGCCGCCGCUGCCUGCGCCGCCCUGGUCCCCCGAGCGCUCUGCGGGGCCCGACGAGCAGCCAGCGGAGGUGGUCCAGCGGCGCGAGGGCGCAGAAGAGCUGCCGCUGCCGCCGCCACUGGGGCCCCUGUCGCCCGCAGGGCAGGAGGUUUCGGUGGCUGGCGACUCCGGGGAAGGUCCGAGGCGCCCUCCGGAGGCGACGGUCCCUGAGGAGGCGGCUGGAAAGGGCGGCCCCGGGGAACCCGAGGCCGGCGCAGGUGGGGAGGGCGACCGGCGGGGAGCCGGGGACCAGCCCGAGACGCGCUCGGUCUGUAGCAGCCGCAGUAGCAGCAGUGGCGGCGGUGAUCAGCGCGCCGGGCACCAGCACCAGCACCACCAGCCCAUUUGCAAGAUCUGCUUCCAGGGGGCCGAGCAGGGGGAGCUGUUAAACCCCUGCCGAUGUGAUGGGUCGGUUCGAUAUACACAUCAGCUAUGCUUGCUAAAGUGGAUCAGUGAGAGGGGUUCCUGGACCUGUGAGCUCUGCUGUUACAGAUACCAUGUCAUAGCCAUUAAAAUGAAACAACCUUGCCAGUGGCAAAGCAUUUCUAUAACACUGGUUGAGAAAGUUCAGAUGAUUGCUGUAAUCCUAGGAUCCCUGUUCUUAAUAGCAAGUGUGACCUGGCUCCUCUGGUCAGCCUUCAGCCCCUAUGCAAUGUGGCAGAGGAAGGACAUCCUUUUUCAGAUCUGCUAUGGAAUGUAUGGUUUUAUGGAUCUAGUGUGCAUAGGUCUCAUCGUCCAUGAAGGAGCUGCAGUUUACAGAGUGUUUAAGCGCUGGCGAGCUGUUAAUUUACACUGGGAUGUAUUAAAUUACGACAAAGCCUCGGACAUCGAAGAAAGUAGCCGGGGAGAGUCUUCCACAAGCAGGACUUUAUGGUUGCCAUUGACGGCGCUGCGGAACAGGAACUUGGUCCACCCAACACAGUUGACCUCCCCAAGGUUUCAGUGUGGCUACGUGUUACUACAUCUGUUCAAUCGAAUGAGGCCCCAUGAAGAUUUGUCAGAAGACAACAGCUCAGGGGAGGUUGUGAUGAGAGUAACUUCAGUGUGACAAAGUUAAGAAGGUGCAGUGUGGACCACCCUGUGCAUCUUGGAAUGUAAUUGCAAUCAAUGAAAGGCAAAACCAUAGCACUUCUAAAAACACACAUCUAUGAACUUUUUAAAAUUUAUGCUUUUUAUAUGAACAUUUGAAUUGCAAAUACAUUUUUCUGAAAAAAAAAAAAGUUCUCCUGUUCUUUGCUUUCUGAUUUACCAUAUCUUUUAUAAGUUGGUACUUGAAACCGUUAUCCAUAUUAUUUAACUCUACUUGGUUAAAAGAAUGAUGAAAGUUAUCCUUAAGGUCAAAACUAUUUUUUCUUGCUUGUUUUAAAUAUAUUUUUUAUCAAAUGUUUUGCUCCAUGUGUAAUUUUUUAGGCAUGCUACAAAUGGGGAAGAGUUUAGAAUAAUACUGCAGGCAAGUUCCCAAGUGCCUAUCAACUACCUGGCAUAGAGAUGCUUCUAUGACCUGCUGCACUGGUUUCCCUCAUGCCUCAUGCUGGUUGGCAAAUUUGAGCAUGACUUUCUUUGUGGGAUAAAACAACCUGUCACCAUAAGAGCAAGUUCCAGGAAUUAUGGCUUGUUCUCUAACUUCUGAAACAGUUACAGAGAUCUUACGAAGAGAUAAUAACGGUUGGAAUAAAAUAGUGUUACAGGCAUAUUUUGAAGAUAUUGCUGAUUCAGUUCCAGACCUGGCAAGAAAGCAAAAAUCUCAAUAAAGUAAGUUACUCGAAUUUUUGGUUUCCCAGAGCAUAUAAAAGUUAUGUUUAUACUCUACUGCAGUGUAUUAAGUGUACAAUAGCAUUCUUAAUAUAUAU
Sus scrofa (pig) is the source of this 2115-nucleotide messenger RNA. It is a transcript of the gene MARCHF11, whose product is annotated as membrane associated ring-CH-type finger 11. Gene Ontology annotation, biological process: protein ubiquitination. NCBI's taxonomy places the organism in Eukaryota, Metazoa, Chordata, Mammalia, Artiodactyla, Suidae. Gene Ontology annotation, molecular function: zinc ion binding; ubiquitin-protein transferase activity. The record is from RefSeq and is a predicted model, not a curated record.